CGGAAAUAAAGAACCGGUGCUCGGCUCUUGCAAUUUAUCCUAGCCAAGGGGGACAGCGGUCAAAACCAUUUCCUUGUUUUCUCUGUUUAUGUGUGAACAAACAUGCAUUCUGUUAUAUUCUUUUGGUGAUGUCAGUAUUCACUGAAUAUGGUACAGGCUAGCUAGAUACAGUGAAUAUGGUGCGACAUAGCAAGAUACAGAAACAGGUUCUGAGUUUGUAUCGAGACUUUCUUAGAGUUGCUAAAACACGCCCUGGGCUGGCCAACUAUGUGAGAAAUGAAUUCAAGAAGAAUGCUGAAAUUCCACGCACAAACACUCUACAGAUUGAACAGGUUUACAGACGUGGCGUGAGGCAGCUUGAGAUGUUGCAACGGCAAGACGUGAAAGGCGUUGGUGUAUUUACUAAAACAGAAUAAAAGAGUAGAUUCACAAGUUCUAUAUUUCCAUGUUGAGCUCUGAGAUACUUUUUGUUACUUAAAUUUGAAAUUACAGAACUUGCAAGUGAAAACGGUUAUUUCAGUUAAGAUUUGAAUUUGGUAAAGAAGAGCAAAGAUGUCACUUCUGAGAACAUUUUCGUCUGAAGUUACAGUUGUGAAGUCGGACGUAUUUCAGCGGGUUUUAGCUGGAUUUCCUGCAGGGAUACAAAUGGCAUUUGCGUAUGGAUCAGGAGUUUUCCAGCAGACUGGAACAGACAUGUCUAAAAACAUGCUCGACUUUGUUUUUGUUGUUGAUCACCCAGAAGAGUGGCAUAGAGAAAAUAUCGACAGAAAUUCUAAACAUUAUUCUUUUUUGAAGCGCUUAGGUCCAAAAACUGUGACAAAAAUCCAAGAUCGCUAUGGCGCUGGUAUAUAUUUUAAUACCCUCGUUCCUUUUGAACAAAGAUUGAUAAAGUAUGGUGUCAUAGGUACAGAUGUAUUAAUUUCCGAUUUGAUGAAUUGGGAUUCGUUGUAUGUUAGUGGACGAUUACAUAAACCGGUGAAAAUUGUAAAGAAGCCGCAUUCGGCGAGACUCAUUCAAGCUUUACACACUAACUUGUGUAGCGCUGUUCAUGCAUCCCUGUUACUUUUGCCGGAGACUUUUACGGAAAAUGAUUUGUACACAACAAUAACUGGUCUAUCAUAUAGCGGGGAUUUCAGAAUGAAGUUUGGAGAGGAUAAGGGAAAAGUGUCUAAAAUCGUUGCUCCAAAUUUUCCUUAUUUCAACAAACUUUAUAAACCCAUUUUAGACGAUACUAUGUACUUAAAGUACAAUGAUCAUAUAAAUAGGUUUAUUCAUUACCAGAAUGAAGUUACGAGGUUCUAUCAUCUAAAUCACAUACCGCGUGUUGUCGUGGAAGAAUUGCUGGCAAUCCGUAAAAAAUCGUUCCCCAAUAUAUACCCAGAUGUUGAGGAUAUUGUUCGGAGUACAGCGUUAGAUAGCGAUUGUGCCAAGUACGUGUCUGAAAGUAUUUCGAAUAUAGUGAACAAGUCAAGCUGGAGUCAGAGUAUAAAGAGUAUAUUGACAGCUGGAGUUCGCAAGAGUAUUAGGUAUAGCUGGAGCAAAGUUAAGAAAAUGUUAAAAGGAAUGAAAUCUAAGGCUGACAGUAAAUGAAAAAUAAGAAAUUGGUUGCAUGGAUAAUUACACAUUAUUUCGGUCCGAAACUAAAUAUGUUUAUUUUUGAUAAUUACAACUCUUAUAGAGGAGAAUGUAAAGUGCUCCAUAAAAUUUAUUUUUACACUGUGAAAUUAUCUGUUUGAUGAAGCUAUUUGGCAUUUUUUUUCAGUUUAAGGAUUCAAGCAAAUAAAUGUUUUUCAGCUACUUAACUCAGAAUGUUAUGUUUUGUCCAAAAAGUUGUAAACAUAAUGAUAUAAAAUGUACUUUUAUACAGUUAUCAACCACAUUGAAAACAGUAACUGAACAUUUCAAACCACAAUUAACAUUAUCUUACAGAUAGGAACAAUCUUCAAUCAGUCAUCAAGGAGAAGAUACAAUGCCAAACAUGGGAUUCAAACCUAUGGCCUCUUAAAGGUGUAUGCUAGAAUUCAGGGCGAAAUUUUUCCCAAUAAUAGAAUUUCUUCAAACUUUGGACAUUGAAGGACAAUCAUCUAAGAAACAAAAAUAUGCAAUAAAAAUCAUGGGUCACCGGUAUUGAAAAAGAGUUAUAUGCCCUUGAAAAUGGCAUUUUCCCCAAAAUUGCAAAUUUCGCCCAUCUCAUAUAUAAUGUAGAGGGACUUUCAUAAGAAGUUGUUUGUUGUACAUGUACUUGAUAUGAUAGAGUAUGUUUGUUAAAUAUUUAUCUGCUUUUCUUAUUACUCAUAUAGGCACACUAGCUAAAAAUAAUACAAUCCUCUAGAAAGGACUGUUUCGAUAAUUGUAUUUGAAGGUAUUUGCACCAAAGUUCAUAUUUGUAAAAGCAAUUGUAGAAGAUCUUAUUCUGAGAAAGAGUUGUCUCGAAAAAAGUGAUCCUUCCAACUUAUUAUGAGGGGAAGGGAGAACACUCUGCAAGAACUAUUGUUGGACUUGAUUUCAGAAGGUGAUUUAAAUCUCCUGCAAUAAAAUUAAGUCACACAUUUCAUUACCACUUUGCAUGGGAAAAAAAAACCAUGACUUAUUGUUAAUACAGAUUGAUUUUAAUUUAGACAUCAGUUGGUAACAAAUCAGUGUUUUGAAAAGAUACAACUAUAAGUAUGAAUUCAAGAAAUGCUCUCGGGAAAUUGCGACAUCUGUCAAAUUUUUACAAGAAGUCAUAAAGCAUAGAAUUUCUCAAGGUGGUAUGUUAAUAAAGAGAAACAUGUACUGCAUAUGUAUAUAUGUAUGUACUUAACAAAUGUAUUCAGUUUUACUGAAAGUACAUUUUUGAAAUUUUGCGUACUCUCAUAUCAGUAAGUCAUUAAUAAUAUUUCCUAAAACUAUGCCAUCAUAUAAAUUUACUCAUUUUACCACUUAAGGUAGUUCUGCACGUUCGACUGAGCCGCUCAAAAAAAUUUCUACAAUGUAGAAUUUGAUUCACAUGUAACACUGAUUUUUCAGAACUUCAGAAUAUAGUAAAAAAAAUUCUGCAAAUAAAAAAAGAUGGGGUCGUGUGCUUGAUUUUUUUUGCUAGACUGGUUUGAAAAAUUCGGGCUUAACACAAGUUUUCAUAAUGGAAAUUUAUGGGAAAAUCACAAUUUUGUUAACAUUUUUGUGAAUAGAAAUUUUUUCUACAAUGUACAUUUUAAUGAAACCUCUCAUAUUCGUAAAUAAACAAAUGGCCUGUAAUAUAGUGAAAUAUAAUGUAUAUGUCUGUAUGUUAGUUGUUUUUAGAUAUUUGCUCAAGAUUAAAUUGAUUGCACAUUUCAAGCUGAUUUUAAAAGAUUAUUAAGAAUGAUUUAACAUGCCAGAUGCUUUAGUUACAUAUUUUAUCUUUAGAUACAUAGUAACAUUGUGAAAUAAUAACUUUACCCGCAGAUUUCCAGUAUUCAUAAAAUUGAUUUUCGUUCCAGUGUGCCGAGUCUAGGCUUUAUUCUACAUUUUCCAGAUAAAUGACGUUACGCCAUUACUUCCGGUUUAUCAGACAUGCAGAAAUACCUUGAACCCUUUCUUGAAAAGUCACAAGUAUGAACUAAAGUGUCUAGAAUUGACAAAGUAGCUAAAAACCGUUAUAAAGGAAGAACAUGACAGCAAAAACAAAAUGAUGUCUUUGUCUUACCAUAUCAUCAGAGAGCAUUUAAUUUUUGUGUAAUAUGUAACCAUUCUCUUGUAAAACUUCCAACUUUACACCUCUUUAUCCUUAGAAAUGUUAUUGACCCAUUUUCUAAAAGCACAACUCAGAUGUAUUUUUGUGGGUUUUUUUGAAAAUGCUGCAUGUGGCAGUAAAUUGAAUAAAAUUAUGUAUAUCUUUGCAAUGGUAGUUUAAUAAGUUUAGAAUUUUGAUUUUUUACUUACAACAUAUUGAUCUAAAUGUGUAUUUGAUUUUAGAAAAGUACUUUCAGUAAUGUUUAUGAUACUGGCAAAAUAGCUAAUGGUGAUGUAACAGUUUUGUUCAGUUUAGAUAAAUUUGUCAAACAUUUUGACUCAAAAUAUGCAACAAAUAUCUAGAAAUAUGAGAAAAUGAAAAAAAAAAAAACAUCUUAAAUAAUGCUUGAAGAAUGACUGUUCUAUCCUCUAUUUCAGGUAACAGAUGUUUAAUUUUCAGUUACUUCUAAGAUAGGAUAAGAAGUAACAAAGUGUGAAUUGAAAAAAUAUAUAUUCCAGAGAAAAUUAUUAUUCAGGUUGUUUCCCUUUAGUAAAGAGGUUUAUGAAUAAUGUUUCAAAGGUUGGUAACAAUUUAACAUUAAAAGAAUUCAUCACUUAAGUUCUACUAUAUUGAAGAACAAAAUUUAUGUAGAAAAAUGUACACUUACGCACAUUUGUAAACUGUUCACAGGCUACAUCUGUAUUUGUAGACACUGAAUAGUUGUUAAGAUAUAGAAAGUCUAUGCAAUUAUGAUUUGUUUUUGUAUUAAAGAGAACAGUACCGUGUAAUGAU
Molecule: messenger RNA, 4486 nt
Organism: Mercenaria mercenaria
Lineage: Eukaryota; Metazoa; Mollusca; Bivalvia; Venerida; Veneridae
Product: phosphatidate cytidylyltransferase, mitochondrial-like
Exons: 2
Coding region: 553-1590 (345 amino acids)
Biological process (GO): CDP-diacylglycerol biosynthetic process; cardiolipin biosynthetic process
Cellular component (GO): mitochondrion
Molecular function (GO): phosphatidate cytidylyltransferase activity
Source: RefSeq, a predicted model, not a curated record